CUAGUCUGGUAAACCACAAAUAAUACAACAGUCUUCACAUAUGCAAAAUGAACCUGGAAGAGGAAAAAAUCCUUAAAGAAGUGAAAACUAUUCAAUCAAACCAAUAUUUGGUUAAAUAAAAGAUUAUUAUAUAGCAAAUUAAGAACUUAUCGUUUGGUUGUAAAAUAUGUCUACAUCAAAAUAAAAUCUGGAUGCUAUAACAAAUUAAAGAAAGCAAGAUGACAAAAGCUACAUCUUGCUGUUAUAAGAAGUUUGGACUGGAAGCAGGCUUCAGUCUCGUAAUAGUAAUGGUAAGAAUGGAUUUAAUCCUAACCCUCUGAUUACAUUUGCUUGUGAAAGUAUGGCUUGGCCAAGGUGCAUUCCAGUAGUAAUGUGUUCUGCUAGGUCAAAAAAGUUUUGCCAAGAGCCUGGCAAAAACAACUGAUUAUGAGGCAGUACCACCAGCAUUACAGCAAGCUAUGGCACUAAUAUUUUGGACCUUCAGAUUUAUCAGUCGGCAAAAAAUUAAAAUUGCCAUUAAAAUUAAAGCACGAUAAUUUUUCUACAAGUGCAACUAAUCAGCAAUAAAUUUGGGGCUGGGGGCGAUUCAUGUUUUCACCAUAAUAUAUCCCUGAAACUCACAGAAUUGUUCAACCCUCUUGCAUGCAAAAUAACAUUAAACAGCAUGGGUGAUUAAUAUAGUAUCUAGAAGAGAUUGAUCUAGUACUCCAUUUACAACAACUCCAACUCACUAGAGUGAAAAUUAUAUUUCUAGUUUUUAAAUGUUUAGCCUGAUAGCUGACAAAGAAAAGACACAAGUUAUUUCAUUUGUGGAAUUUGAUCCAAUUUAUCUCACAUAAAAAAAGUCUUAUACUACUUUAUACCUUCUAUAAAUUAAAAAAGUUUUUCUUUGAUUUAAGACAUACAUGAUCACCAGAGUCCAUAAAAAAGGGAUUCUGUUUUAAAUAACAGAGCUGGUAGUCCUCCUGAUCUCAUAACUUCUGCUUGAACAGCACAUGAAGCUUGCAAUCAGGAAGGUCUUCAUACAAUUACAUCUGGUGUAGAGUGUCAAUAAUUUUGACCAAUUGUAGAGAGCAAGUCAAUGACCAGAAUUACUUAUGCUCGUCAUCCUGUGGCUGGACUUCUGAACUACGUGGGCCUGCCCUUGAAGACCAUACAGAAGCUUCAACAUAGUGAUCCAGCAUACCCAGAUUUGUCCAUGUGACACUACAUUACUAUUAUGGCUGCCAGUAUACUUCCAGGUGUGAUUCAUGUGCUGAUUGUCACAUAAACUUACAUGUCUCAGAACCCUGCUACCUUUGCUCUAGGCUGAAUUUGCUCGUCCAGUAAUAGCUGGGUUGAAUCUGCCUGUUUAAUUAGAAUGGAGAAAGAAGGCCAGUUAGGGUUCCUUCUCUCAGGGAAUACCACCUUUGAGACCCUGUGAUGAAACCUUUUCAGUGAUGGUCCCUCUUCUGUGGAAUAACUUUUCCCUGGGUAUCUUGAUCACUCUUUCCCUGUCAGACUUCUGAAAAUAGCAUUCAAGGACAAUGACGCCCCCCAUGAAGUUACAGGAUAUUUGCUGUUGAAAUUAUUAUAAUUUUGUUUUUAAUGCUGUUGUUGCCUGAUGUAAGCUGCUCAAAGCAACUUGGAACUGAGCUGCAUGCAAGCUGUUGUAAAUAAAUAAAAGAAAUCUGCCAAAAGAAUUGUUCAGAUUUAUGCAGCAUACCUCCCUAAAUGCUGUUGUAUAAACUAUUUGAUUAUCCUUUUCAGCAGCCUUCAUUUUGCAAAAUUCAGCAUUUGCCCUCAUAAGAAUUCUGUUAGAUCAAUAGCUAUUAUUUCCUCCUUUUCUCUUAAAAUGCAAAAUUGAAAGUAAGACUGCAUAACAUUAAACAAGUCAGGACACAUACUUUCAACGAGUUGUAUCUUCUAUCUACAUUGCAACAUUUUAUAUUUUUCAGAACCACAUACCUCAUAUCUCUUUGGUUUUAACUCAGUACCUGGUAGCACUAUUUCUCACGAUCAUCACUAUUGAUCGUGACACAUAUCUAAAUUUAACAUGAGGAUAUGUUAUUAUUGAGCAAGUCUAAAAUGUCAGUUACGUUAUUUAUUUUGAAAUACACCUUUAACGUUAAUUACACUCAGACGCUUAACUGAAAUGCCCAGUCAUCUCAUUAGAACGCAAUAAAAACCAGGUAUACACAAUCCCCAAUUUUGGUUCAUUGAUAAAAGCACAAUUAUGUUUGCUACAAUUACGAUAUAAUAUACUGUAAGCAGCCUACGUUUUGUAAACAUAGGUCACCUAAAUCACAUAACGGGUGCAGAGGAUUAAACAGAUAAUCCGUUAAUGUCACCCAUGCCUUCAUCUCCAUCUCUUUUUGGGGUGUUUUGAAUUAAGAAUGAAGGGACAUGCCUCCUGUUUCUGAAGAAAAAAACCUGAGGUCCCUUGAGUGUGCCUGAUUUACAUUCACAAGACAGGACUGUAAAUAUGAGUGUGACCCGAAUCGUUGUCUGUGUAUGUGUACACAUACACACACAUGCAAUGACCCGGUCACACUCAUAUUUACAGUGCUCUCUUAUACGUAUAUAUGAUAUAUAUAUGAAUGACUCUUGGGUUUUUCUUAGGCCGCGAAACUCCCCGAGGUGCCCAGCCGGUUUCGACAUUCCUGCAGCUCCCGCAAUAAAGCCGGGACCGACCCAGCGCGAGAAUAACUGCCAAGGCGAAGGUCCCACGCCGGCGGAGACAGGGGGUUCACAUCUAGGACCGACCGGGCGAGGAGGAGACGGGAGCCCUCCUCCUCUCCCAACUCUCUUGACAGGCCCGAGCCAGGCGGGCGCCAUGCUAGAAACCAAAAUGGCUGCCCCGGGGAUAGCAGCCCAACCCGAAGAGCACCGAGGGGGACGUGCCGAGUGACGCCCGCCGCGCCGCGCCACGCCUCGCCGGACCCGCCACACGCAGUCUGAGCUGGGUGAUGACUCCAACAGAUAAAGCUGCCAGUAAAUUACACCUGUGCAUUUUACCUUGUGAAGAUAUUUAGACCGAAGCACAAGCCAUGAUCAAAUUUUUCCUGAUGGUGAAUAAACAAGGCCAAACAAGGCUUUCUCGUUAUUAUGAAUACAUGGACCUUCAUAAACGGACAGUUCUCGAAGCUGAAGUAAUCAAGCAGUGCCUUUCUCGUACAAAGGAGCAAUGCUCCUUUCUUGAGUACAAAGAUUUUAAGUUGGUCUAUAGACAAUAUGCUGCUCUUUUCAUAGUUGUUGGAAUCAAUGAAACAGAGAAUGAGAUGGCUGUAUUUGAACUGAUUCAUAAUUUUGUUGAAGUUUUGGACAAGUAUUUCAGCAGAGUGCACACUACUCGGCCAACACCUGAUUUAAAGCUAUAUCAUAUUGAACCAGAAUAUAAAAUAUGUGAAAAUUGUGGUAAGUUGUUAAAGGUCACAAAGAUUUUACACAAAGGAAAGGUGGCAUGAUUAUAAAUAUUGGGAUUUUGAAGCUUUAUCCCUUCUUUUUAACCAACUUUUUAACCAACUGAGCAUUAAUCAUUUUAGGAAUUAACUCCAAACUUGCAUAUAUAAAAAUGUAUAGUACAAAUCAUAAAAAAGCAUUCCAGACACUAAUAGAAAAUCAGCACAUUACUGUAUAAACCUUAGUUAAUGAAGGCUAUUAUCAAUUUGGAAAACUCUUACGCUUUAAAUACACACAUUUGUAGUCUGCCUGUGUGUGAUACCUAUUCUUAUUCCUUUGAAGGAGUGUUUUUUCCAGGCUUGGAGCUAGUUCCCACCUUUAGAAAGUUAUUCCUGUUGGACUUGCCCCUAAAAGGGAUUUAUUUGUCUCCAUCCCUUGAGUUUGAAGAGCAGGAAAGGUUUCUUUUCUACCAUGUCUUUAAUAAUGUCAUGCUGUUCUGAUUUUUAAACUGACCCAGUUGUUUAAAAUCCUUUGUGUGCUGCAUUUUGAGAAACUGCGUAUGUUGUUGUUAUUUCUACUAUCUUUUCAUUAUUUUAAAUCUGAAGGGCCAAAAAAAAGCAAAGUGGACACUUUCUUAAAUGGUAAUAAUAAAAUACCCCAUUUUCCCGAAAAUAAGACAUCCCCUGAUAAUAAGCCCAAUCGUGCUUUUGAGUGCAUGCACUAAAAUAAGCCUCCCCCCUGAAAAUAAGCCCUCUCCAAAAAUAUUUAAACGCAGAGCUGGAAAUCAGGUAAGACAGCAAGAGGAGCCCCAUCUUGCUCCAUGUGCCCCCAAAUAAUAAGACCUCCCCGAAAAUAAGGCCAAGCGCUUAUUUCGGGGAUCAAAAAAUAUAAGACAGGGUCUUAUUUUGGGGAAAACACGGUAAUUAUUUGCAUGAUAACUAGUUUCACAGUUUAAAAUAUUCACUUAAACUAGGGAUAGAAGAAAGAUAAAUCUGAAUGUAGAUAUAAAUCUCCAGGUGAUUUGCAACAUGUUUUGGAAGGUUUCUUAGUCUAUGAUUGCUGUUUUUGCAACAUCAACCAAAUGAUAAACCAUGCCUCUAAAUUUCACCACUGAAAUUAAAGGAACUGGGGUAACAUAAGUGGAAUUUGGAUAGAAAAAUACUAUGCCUUUUUUUUUCAUUGACAGUUUAACUGUUAAAUCUAAGAGUUCUCUCAAGAUUGAAUUCACCUUCAUAGAACCCACACGUACAUCUCCUUCCUGGCAAACUUUGCCAACCUGGAGGGACAUGGAUCUAAUGAGCAGGUGACCAAGCUUACAGUUAUAAGGACCUUGUUCACUUUUAGGUACAGGUUUAAACCUUUCCUAGAUAUUGGGGCAAGAUUGUUCCCCAAGCAUCUUCACAGGAUCCACAUUAAAUUUGGCACCUGUCAGUGUCCCAAGUAGACUAGGCAGGAAUCACAAUAAGAUGAGCUAAUUCUACCUUAUUAUAAGGCUACAUUAAUAGAAUCUUGCAAAUCGGAAAGUACAAAUCUCUUAUCUUUUUAUACUUCGAAUUAAUUAUGGAAGAUCCUUUCUAAAUUUGUUUUUCUGUGUGUUACUCAACUGUAAGCUCCUCCUUCUUUUAUCCUUAAGUGGUAUCUCUUUGUUACCAGGGGAUGAUCUAACCAUGAUAGAGGAACCACAGAGAGCUUCCCCAGAUCACUUUGCCGUUGGUCUUAAAGAAAACCAGAUCAAGUAUGAUCACUAUCCCAUGAUGGGUUCUGGAUGACUUGGGAUAGACCCUUGACUGUCAUAGUGGCUACAAACUCCUGAUCUACCUCAGAUCUCUCCGCAGAAGUUAGAUUGAAAUUUUCCAGAACCAUAAGCCUGGGAAAGUCAAUCUAUAACUAUAGUGCCAACACUUUCUGCAACAGUUUUCCCCCAGAAGAGAAAUUAGGUGAAAGUUGUCUCAUACAGUUAGAUCAAAAAAUGGGUUCUUCAGCAAGGUAUACAUCACCAUUUCUUUCAAGGCAGAGGGCAUUAUCCUCUCCUUUAAAAAGUCAUUAAUCUUCUCCCAAAUCUAAACAAAUGUCCCUCACCAGCCACAGUGAGCCAAGCAGGACAUGAAUCAAGGUCAUAGAUCCUGACCCAGAUUUUUUCUCCUGCUGCUUCUAUCUCUAGAAGUUCAAAGGAACCUACAUUGUCUAAGACAUCUGGAAAGAUUCAGCACAAGUAGCAACUUCCUUGUGAGCAAUUUAUCUGGCAGCCAAGGAGAUCAGUCUAGCAAAUCAAAAAGUUUCUGGGAGGAGACAGAGGUGUUUAAAGCUGGAGUGAAACAAAAUUGCGCAUUUCUUUUGUCAUGUCAUAACCAGCUUGGUGCCUUCUGUCAUUCCUUCCUUGGGUGGGAAAUUGUUUCCUGUUCAGGAAGGUUCCAUUGCCCUUACUGACCUAGUUCCAAAUGGAAUAGCCGACCUAUUAUAACUUAAAGGUGGACGUGUAGCGCUCAGGAAUCAAAAUCCCACUUUCUCAUCAAAUUCCACACAUCUGCAUAUCAACUUGAAGGUGCAAAAUCCCUUAACCCAUUAAUCCUCAUCUGUGAGCCCUGUCUCUUCAAAUAUCAGUUCUUUCGUAUUUCCCACAUUAUUUCUAAAUGUUUGUAGCCAAUUUUCCAAACUGUCAGAAUCUUUCAUUUGUCAUCAGCUUCAAAUUGAGUUCAAUGAAAUUCUCUGUUUUACUGCAUUUCCUCUGGAACUUAUUUCUUGGCAUCUCCACACAGUUGCUACUCUUCUGAAAACUUCUAGUUUUCUCCAUUUUCCUGGCCACUUAUGCUCUAAUAGGAGCCAAGACACAUUCAUGAUUCAUGGCCCUGGCAAACUCAGCUUCCCAUAUGACAGAUCAAACAAUCAAGAAGAUUUCUUUACUGUCCAUCCCAGAAGAUACUUUUCUAGUUUGUUCAGAUCAUCCUGUCUUCUCCUUUGCCUUCAUUCUUUCUCCUUCUUACUGCCACUUGCUAUCUCUUCUGUUGCACCCUAUUCCUUCCCAAACCUGAUUACCUAGUGUUCCAACCUAGUCACUGACAUUCCUGUAGUCUGUAAAUACCAAUAGUAGCAACACAUAAACACUUUAUAACUAAAAAAAACCAAUAGCACAAUACAAAAAUUUCCAGGCAGCACACUCAACAACAGAGUUUACUGCAAACAUUUGAGGUGGGGAGGGAGGGGAGAGGAAGAAAAGACAAGAGCAUACAUAAUAACCGAAUUUCAACAAUUAAAUCAAAACAUUUUUAGUUUUUUGAGUGGUUGAUUUUUAGGUAAGGAAAUUGUUCAACUUCAGAAAACUACACUAUGCCAGCCUGCAGGAUUUUCUAACGGGAAGUUUAUUAGGAAUUAGGCUUUAUCUUUGCAGAUGGAAGCAGUGGUGGGAUUCAAAUAAUUUAACAACCGGUUCUCUGCCCUAAUGAUUUCUUCCAACAACCAGUUCAGCAAACUGCUCAGAAAGUUAACAACCGGUUCUCCCGAAGUGGUGCGAACUGGCUGAAUCCCAUCACUGGAUGGAAGUACUGGCAUGCCCUAAAAGCACAGCAGGAUUGUGCCAGGUUUGUACUUGGUUUGAAAACUACAAGGGGAUUCCAGGGAAAUUUGAUGUAAUGAUUAAAACCCAGUCUAGAAACCAGGAGACAGAGAAUUCAAUUCCUGCCUUAGGCAUGAAACUUGCUGGUGAUCUUGGGUCAGUCACUUUUGUUUAGCGCUAGGAAGAAGUUAUGGGCUAAACACUUCUAAAAAAAAACUUGCCAAGAAAUUUGCAGGGACUUGUCCUGGCAGUCACCAGAAGUCAAGACUGAUUUGAAGGCAUAAAACAGAUUAACCAAAAAGUUGGAAACCAUCUUAGGAAAAGGAAGUAGCAAUUAUGUUUACCUUUAUAAAAAAACUUUCCAAUAUAGCAAAAUGUAAAAUAAGAUACAAAGAGUAAGUCUUUAUAAAUUGCUGGGAUAUAAACCUUUUUCUCCAUAGAAUAGAAUUAAAAGUUCUUUAUUAUAUUAACAUUUGACAAGCUCACAGCUUUGUGCCUGAAAAUAUUGGAAGAAAAUUCUUUAGGAUAAUGCUGGAAAAACUAAUUUAGGAAUGCAAUAUUUAUUCACAAAAAAAAAAUUAAGAGGAACAAUUCAGAGUCCUAAUUUUUUAUAUAGCAGGAAAGAUUUGGAGGAGCGUAGUUAAACGUAACUUGAAUUUCAAUAGUUUAAAUUACUAUUCUGCUACAGCAAAUUAAUAUCUGAGAUGGAUUAAAUGCUUGUGGGGGAAAAACAUUUCUCUUUGAAAAUGUAACCUAAAUAUGUUGAACCUGGGAUAGUGGACUGUUCACUACAGUGCAAUUCUGCACCCAGACAGCUGAAGUGAAACCUAGUGAACAUACUAGAACUGAUUUCUGAACAACUGUACACUGUUUACUUGCAACAAACAUGUCACUGCACAUUGCACAAAAGGUUGUUAGAACAUUUGAAGGGAAGAAGUGGGUUAGAGAUUAAAAAAAUAUAUGACUCAUAGGUAGGAGAAACAGGUGCACAAAGUAAUCAAUACCAAAACCCAAGCUUGCUACUCCAUAGUAGGCAUCUAAUAUGUUUUGUUCAAGUGCCAACAUUUCAGUGAUGUCUGCUGAAGGAAGAACUAUCCUCUCAUGAUCCUUUCAUGAUGAUUUACCAUUCUAGUAAAUGCACCAACUGUGACAUUGUCAGACGAAGGCUUGUUUGAGAUUCAAGGAGAUCAAGGUACACAAAAUGGUGUAUAGACAAAGAACACUCAAAAAGUUAUUAACAGGGUUCCUUUCUGAUCACGUCAUUUAGAUACAGAGCCAACCACAAUUUUAGAUCAACCCUACACUCACGGCAGUGAUUUGUGUUAUCAUGCUGAGUCCCAUUAUAAUAGGGAAGAAUAGUAAUCUAUUUCAGUUCUCAACAAACACUUUAUAUAAAGUAGUACCGGUAUGUAUUAUUAUUUAAGCCAGUUCCUAUCCAUUCAAUACAUGUUCCUGAUGAAAUUGAUGCCAAUCUCUUUUUACUGGAAAAAAAUGCUAAUUUUAAUUUCAUUGUUUAAAAUGGGGCAAAAUGAUCAUCUUCUAAACACAUAUUUUUAAGAACGUGUGCUGCACCAAAAUAAAUAAAUCAAAAUAAAAAAGGCAGUUGGUUGCUCUAGUGCAGGGGUCUCCAACCUUGGCAACUUUAAGACUUGUGGACUUUAACACCCAGAGUUCCUCAGCCAGUAAAGCUGCCAAGUUGCCAAGGUUGGAGACCCCUGCUCUAGUGCUUACUUAGAACAAGGUGAGCAAAAGAAGACUGAGAGAAUGAAGAGGAAGUUAUAGUCACUUGGUUGUCAAGAGCAGAUGAAAUACUUGCUCUUGAAAUACUUGCUGUUGGAAUGAAGUUGUGGAAUGCUGCUUAGCAGGGUGUGGUUAGCUCACACAUCAUGAUGAUAUGAUGAAGAAACCUCUUAGGGUUUCCUUCAUAUCAGCUCCCAACUACCUCUCCAGAUGCUUUUUGAACUGUAAAAUGGAAUGCACUGUGUGUAUCCCAUCAAAUCCUAAAGCUUUAUCAUGUUUUGGAGAUCUAUCCAAAGAUCCUCCUGGUUUCCCCAUCCACCAGGAAAUGGUAGCAUUUAUUAGAUUUCUGACAGCUGAAUUAGCAGUAUUGAAAUACCUGAAUUAUUCCUGUAUAAUUAGCUUUUAAUGGCAAACAGCAUUCUAUGCCCACACAAUACAUUAAAUAGACCCAUUCACUAGUUUUAAAUAGAGAUACAAAACUCCCCUUUCUAAACCAAUUGUGCAGUUUUUAUAAUAAAACUCAAGAUUUAACUUGAAAGUCCAGAAUGUUUGACUCUUAGUGGAAUGCAUGUAUAAUUAUGUACGUAAUUAAGAUAAUGCUUUCAAUAGGGACACCAUCUCAUUUAUACUUGUCAUCAAAUUGCUUUAUUACAGUCUCCAGAGAGUGAGCUCUGGAAGCUACUCUUCAAGAAAAGAUAGGGGGCAAAUAUCUGUAUUACAGAAUUUUGAGUACUUAUUUCAAAUUAUAAUUUCUCAGAGCCAUUGUAGGAGAAGAGCCAUGAGAAUUAAUUCAGAAUAAAAUUCCUUUAAGUUUGUAACAGAGAGAUUAUUGGAGAAGACACUAGCCAGCUGAUGUAACAUCACACAUCAUCUCCCUUGAUAAAAUAUGCUUAAGGUUGAAGCAUAUUGACAAUAAAUUAAAUAUUUAAAAGAAUCAAAGAAGCUAAUUUCGUAAGUUAUGCAAAUCUUUGAGACUGAAUAUUAUACAUACUGAAUAUAUCUGAAUAUAUAUAGUUUGAAAGAAAAAAAUGAGAAUAAGAGAACAUUAGUUUUCUGAACACUAACAUGGCCAGCUCACUAUUAUUAUUAUAAAAAUAAUAUAAGCUUGGGUAAUUAUUUUAUUUUUUUUAUUUUUUUUUAUAAAAAGUUUUAUUUUAGCAUUCAUAUCCAAUAACAUAUUUAAUGUACCAUCAUAUACAAUUAAUCAGACCUGCCCGGUCACCACCCCCUUCCUACUCUCUUCCCUUCUCUACCUUCUUCUACUUUCCACGACCAUCCUCCCCUUCUCUUAUCUACCUCCUCUCCUCCUUCCUCCCUACUCCUUUCUUCUCCCUCUUCUAUCCCUCUUCCUUCCUUUCCUCUUCCUCCUCUUCUCUUUCCUACCUCCUUCUCUCUUCUACUUCCUUCCUUCCCAUCAUUCUGAAAUGAUAGCCAGGCAGCUCCGAUCUUACAUUGAUUAUACAUCUUCAAUCAUCUCGUACAUUAACCAUCAAUCCAUUUUCUACCUCAUCCUCCCUC
Molecule: messenger RNA, 10189 nt
Organism: Ahaetulla prasina
Lineage: Eukaryota; Metazoa; Chordata; Lepidosauria; Squamata; Colubridae
Gene: AP4S1
Product: adaptor related protein complex 4 subunit sigma 1
Exons: 6
Coding region: 3030-3446 (138 amino acids)
Biological process (GO): protein transport; vesicle-mediated transport
Cellular component (GO): intracellular membrane-bounded organelle
Source: RefSeq, a predicted model, not a curated record